GCAAAGUAGCAACACCUCCAUUUUGUUGUAAUCGUUAGUCUCGGGAAGGUCAUCCUGUAAUCAAGUUGCCUGGUGACCGACUUGUUUCACACAGGACAAAAUGGUGUUUCUUGUGUUUAUCCCAAGUUUUUCUUACAAUACUUCAUGCCGCGUAGACAAAGUGCAUGUCUUGGACACACCGUCACUGUCUUUAGUUAACUUGCCUCCUCUAGGCACAGGCUAGCUUAGUUAUUGCCAGCAUCCAUCAUGUCAAAACAAGGUGAUGAUAUUAACUCUAAAAUUGCCGUUCUUCUGAUUGGCGUUGGGUCUGCAGCUCUUGUUAUCGCACUCUACCAUUGUAUUGCCAUGCGCCGGUUCAGGGCUACGACUACUCAGCAACGGCCACGACGAUAUGGGAUAGAAACCAUGGCAACGCAAAGCAGUAUUGAGAAUUCCACGGCCCAACUCAUCCCAGCCUAUAAGUUCCAAAAGGGUAUGGGCUUGGUGGGUGAUGAUGGAACUUGUGCAAUUUGCUUGAGUGAAUUUGAAGAAGGUGAGGAACUGCGAACUUUGCCAGAGUGUUUGCACUCUUACCAUGUCGAAUGCAUUGAUAUGUGGCUCCAUUCGCAUACCAAUUGUCCCAUGUGUCGCACCGAUACCACACCUUCUCCAGGGGUCUAUUUGAGUGCAAGAGAUUUGGAUUCUGAGAGGCCAUCAGUGGUGUAUCAAAAUAUAGAUAGGCUACAAGAUAUUAUUGUACAUUCACGGGCACUCUAAUAGCGUAUCAUGUCGUUGUUGUCUCUGUCCAGGAAUUUUAGCCUUGAGAGUGCAGUAUAAUAGUGCUCUAUGCACGUUGUUUGCAGGAAUGUUGUACAUUCGUGGGCGUGAGCAAAUGUGACUCUCCAACAUUUUCUUAA
Populus trichocarpa (black cottonwood) is the source of this 896-nucleotide messenger RNA. RefSeq names its product RING-H2 finger protein ATL52-like. Bases 247 to 756 code for a protein of 169 amino acids. The transcript has a single exon. Gene Ontology annotation, biological process: protein ubiquitination. The record is from RefSeq and is a predicted model, not a curated record. NCBI's taxonomy places the organism in Eukaryota, Viridiplantae, Streptophyta, Magnoliopsida, Malpighiales, Salicaceae.